CGCGCAGAAUUGCCACUGCAACUCAGCACAGCAAUACAGCAUAAAACGAUAACACAUUGCGAAUUGCAACCGUGCCGUGAGAGACAUUGAGUCACGUCACAACAAUCCCCUCUCCUUUUUUUUUUCUCUCGCACACACAAACACACACAUAUGAGCAGUUUGCGAACGAAACGAGAGGAGACUACACUCAGGGGGUGGUUGUGUUCGAGUCGAGGUGUGCAGAUUUUACUCGAGCGUGAUGCUGAUAUACACAUUGCUCACACAGAGCUGUCAGCCGUGCGUGUGUGUCAGUGCACGAACAGCACCAUCAUCUUCGUAUUGUUAAGCAUUAUACGCGCAAACAACACAGAACAUAUCUAUACGUAUGUGUGCAAGAUUAUACAGUAAUCAUCAAGAUUUCGGACGCACAUCGUAAAAAAAGUCGUGUGUAGAUUUGCUAUUGCGAAGCACAACACAGCCCGACGGAGCCUCUCGCUGCUUGGCACACAACGCUACUUGCAAGUAACGCAUACAGUCACAUAGACGAACGUCGGAAAAGCAUCAAGCGGAACAACACAAAUAUGUGUGUUGUCAGCGAAUUGCCAUUUACUCGAUACGCGGUGACCUGCAAUUACAAAGGAUAGCAUUUUGUUACAUACAAAAAAGUUGUAUGUUGUUCCGUAGCAGUGCUGUGCCUCGGCACUCGCUUCGAGUCUCGCGACGUUAUCAGUGAUUGGCGAUUGGAGGCAAGCAGAAGAGAUCCGCGCGCAGACGUCAUUUGGCAAAUCAUUGAGAGAUUAUUAUUAUGAGUGCUGCUGCGGCAUCUCCGGCCAACCAAGACGUUUUAGUUGUUGUAUGUUUGCAUUCAGCAAUGCCGAACUGAUCACGCUUCGUCAGCGCACGGACGGACAGCGUCGGCUCGCUGAUGCGCUCGGCAAUCAGCGAUCGCUUUAUACCGUGAGUUUUGCUACUAUUGCUGCCUUUUUUUCUUUCUCUCCUGCUUAUCUAUUGGAUCGCGCAAAAGUAGGCUAAACGCAAAACUAGGCUUGUGUAAGUUGUGGGUGUGUUUGCUCGGUCGUUAUGGGUACCAAAGAAGAGAGUUGCAAUUAAUCCAGCAUUUUCUCGCCUCUCUACCAUCGAGUCGCAUAUAUAUCUCUCUAGCACGUAUACAUAGCAUAUAUGCUGCGAGUGCGUCGUGAUCACUUGAAAUGUCACUGAAUUUUACUCCAAUAACGUUAUCGUUUUUAUCGAUUGAUUGCUAUUAAAGAGCGAUCAAAACGUCCAUAUAAUGGCUUAAUUAUGUUUUGUAAUGGAGGAUAGUUUAAGUGUCAAAUCAACUGAAUCAGUGGCGACCAGCGACGAGUAUGAAUUUGUCAGUGAUAAAGGUACUAUAAGGCAAUCUAGGUCGUUGCUAGAGUCGCCCAUGUUAAAAAUUCCAAACAAUGGCAAUUUAGAAGAUUUGCAGAAUAAUUUACAUGAAGUUCUAAACGAAGAAUCCAAAAUGAAUGAAAAAGCAGAUAAUAAAAUUGAAACGCCAACUGUGCAGCAGACCAAAACCAUUGGUCAGAGUAAAUUUUAUGAUGUUGCACCUGCAGCAACAACUCCAGAAAAGCAAGAUGAGAUGAAACCGGAUAAUUAUGAAGAUGACUAUGAACUCACCAUUUUAUCGGAUGAGCAACAAGAAUAUACAAAAUUUGAUGCAAUAACUUAUUUUGGUGCUGCUGGUAUAGAUGCACCUAAAUCAGAAAUUGAAAUUCAAAGAAAUAUGAGAUUACUAACUGAGCAAAAUACUAUUGCCAUAAAAGUAUCUCUCUCUGUGCCUAGUUGUUCAUCAGGAAGUGUCAUAAUGUAUGAGGCUGCUACACAGAAACCUAUAAACAGUUACGAAGUACAUAGAAUAGUAUUCUAUGCUCGAGGGGAAAGCAAUGGACCUUGCGCUUCAUGUUUUGCUUUCACUUGGACUCAUGGAGACUCUCAAGAUACAGCUAUAUUUCAAUGUCUAAUUUUUCGUUGCGAUAUUCCAGAAGCUGUAAGACAAGUAUCUUCAUGCUUUGCAAAAGCUUUCAAUAGAUAUCCUAGGUCAUUGACUAGUUCAAUGACUGGUAGUGAAUUUAAUAAUGGUUUCAAUCCUGCAAGUGAUAAAAUCAAUUCAAGAGUUUUUAUAUUUGAAGUUACUUUGGAAAUAAAAGAAGAAGAUGGAAAGGGUGCUUACAAUACUGUUCCCAAAGACAGAAACUUUUUUAAGCUAAGAAGUAAUGUAUCUAAACAAGUCUGCUUGAGUAUUCAGCAAGUCAAAGAAGGUGGUAUAAAUCUUGAGAUAGAAAGAUGCUUUGGCGUUUUAGUCAGCCCUGGUCGCAAUGUUAAGCAAAGUGAUAUGCGAUUGUUAGAAAUGCAAAUAACAUCUUCACCAAUGGUAAUGGAUGGGCAAAAUUAUAAUGUCUGUGGUAAAUGGGAUCCAGCAGAUCCAGCUCUAGAGGCCUUAAAUAUUGAAACCUCUCGCGAAGGAAGCACUCCUAUGACAGUUGCAGUGGAUCUGGUUAUUCGUGGAAUCAGAGAACCUGUUAGAUUUGUCAUUGAAACAUCUGCCCGAAUAUUUCCUCAAAAUGAGCGAUUUUGGUAUUUAAAUAAGAAAAAUCUAGUGCAACAAUUUUGCGUUAACGCAAAAGAGAUCAUUAUUAAUGAGGGAAACGAAGUUCACUAUGAAGUAACGAAUAUUGAUACUUCUGGCGAAAUAGACAGAAAUAGAUUAAAUUUGGCUUUAAAUUUGGCUUCUUUGAUAAGGUCGCCAUCCUCCACAAGUAUAGAUACGCUCACUCCCAAAGAAGACUUAGAAUCUGUGCUCUCUGACGGAGAUGAACCCAUGUUGAGUGGAACCGGUAUAGUUUCCAAAGAUUGCUCUGCAGAUGUGCUUGCCAGUUGGUCUUCGGUAUUAGAAAAUUGGCAGAUUAAUGAACCACGAACGAAACUCCUCAUUAAACUUACGAGACAAGGUAUUCCAGAAGCUCUUAGAGGAGAAGUUUGGCAGAGACUCAGCAAUUGCGAUAAUUCUGAAGAAAUGUUUGAUAAAUACCGAACACUCAUCACCAAAGAAAGUAGCUGUGAAAGUGUCAUUUUGCGGGAUAUAAACCGAACAUUCCCAGCUCAUGAUUUCUUCAAAGAUAUUGCGGGACAGGAUUCAUUGUACAGAAUAAGCAAAGCAUACGCUAUUUAUGAUGAAGAAGUCGGUUACUGUCAAGGUUUAAGCUUUUUAGUCGCUAGCUUACUCUUACACAUGCCUGAAGAGCAAGCAUUUUGCGUAUUGGUCAAAUUGAUGUUUGACUACGGUUUGAGAGAUUUAUAUAAGGACAGAUUCGAUAAUCUUCACAUGAGAUUUUAUCAGCUUAAUCGCUUGAUGGAGGACCAAUUGCCAGACCUCUAUAAGCAUUUCUGUGAUCGCGGCAUCGAGACGCACAUGUUUGCCGCACAAUGGUUUCUUACCUUGUUUACCGCCAGAUUCCCGCUUUAUCUUGUCUUUCACAUAUUAGACGUGUUUCUUAUUCAAGGACUCGAUACGUUAUUCCAAGUAGCACUCGCCUUAUUAACGUUCAGCAAGAAGGAGCUGUUACAAUUGGAUUUCGAGAGUACCUUGAAAUAUUUCCGCGUGCACUUGCCUAAACGGUGCCGCAACGAAGAGGUUUCACGUUAUAUCAUGAAGUUGGCCUGCUCGAUCACGUUGAAAAAAUUAAAGAAGUACGAGGCUGAGUUCAUGGCAUUGAAAGAGGCCCAAGACAGCGCCGAGGAGUUCGGCAACGAGGUGGAGCAAUUGCGCGAGGCCGUGUCGCGCAGCGACGAGGAGAAGCAGCGCCUCGAGACCGAGUUGGCCCAGGUCAAGGAGAUGCUCCAACGCGAGGUCAGCCGCGCCGAGACCGACGCCAAGCGCAACUCCACUAUAAUCGUCGAGUACAAACAGAUCUGCCAGCGACUGGAGGAUGACUACAAUACCGCCAAAGCAUCUCUCAACGACUUACGCACGAAAAUCUCGAAAUGCGAAAAGUGCGCGUGCCACACGGACGAGACGGACAACAACGCGAGCUCGAACUCGAGCUCGGACAGCGCGUCCAGAGCCGCCGAUCCGGUGCUCAGCCGGGCCCAAGAGCGGGUACGCGAGCUCGAGCUCGAGCUGGCACAGACGAAGCUCGCCCACGUCGAGGCCCAGUGCAACAAUCAGGACCUCGAGCACCAGCUGCACGCGGUCCAGGCCGAACUGCAGGCGGCCCGCAACAGCUGGCUCUCCAAGACCUUGUCGAGCAUCAAGGAGGCGACCAACAAGCGCGACCAGCAGUCGUCCCAGCAGCAGCAUAGCGGCGGGGCCGGCGGCGCCCAAGCCCCCGGCAACUCGCUGAUAAACGCCAACUUUCUGAGGCGAGACAGCGCCCCGGUCGGCAACGACCUGCGCCUCGGCGGCCAUCAUCAGGGCUUCAAGGAGGCGAUCUGAUAGCAACUUGCGCGGCCGACCGAGCCGCUUGCCCAAGGUGUGGCACUGCUACGCUCGUUAUCGCUACUCGACUGAUAUAGCCGCUCUCAAGUUCCUCGAUUACUUCUUCGCUUGGCUAUGACCUAUUCACUUUUAUUCCUUUUCUUCCCUCCUCUUCAUUUGUUUGUUUUUUUUUUUUAUUUUUCGAUCGUCGUUCUUGAUUCGCCUCGUCGAUUAGAUAAGACCCCAACCAUUAGUUCUAUUUUUCUUUUCGAUCUACGAUUCAUUUUUUCUUGAAAAAUUGUGAUAAGACAAUCGGUUUUUUUUAUUUAGAUGACGACGACGAACAUCGGUAUCCAAUGCAAUGACUUUUUCGUACAUUGUCUCUAAAAUAAGUUAUUUUUGUUAUAAUUGAGCUUUUAAAGCGAGUUUCGAUCUCAGCACGAAUACAUUGAACAUUUCAAUUUUGAAGCAAUCACAAAUGAUAUUGAAAAAUCGACGUUUGUCGGUAAUAAUAGUUUAUAUAA
Trichogramma pretiosum is the source of this 4959-nucleotide messenger RNA. It is a transcript of the gene GAPcenA, whose product is annotated as rab GTPase-activating protein 1-like. NCBI's taxonomy places the organism in Eukaryota, Metazoa, Arthropoda, Insecta, Hymenoptera, Trichogrammatidae. The transcript has 15 exons. The record is from RefSeq and is a predicted model, not a curated record. Bases 1289 to 4453 code for a protein of 1054 amino acids.